AGAUGUGCUACUCUUUGUCUUCUGCGAUCUUCCGUGCGUUCAGCUGUGCUUUUGCCAAAGGAGACCUGUGUGCAGAGGACUUCGCUGCUAAAAAGCAGAAGAGUGCGCGGCGUGUGUAGCUCAGUGGCAUUUCGGGACUCGGUCUUGCGUCGUUCGCGACUGGACGUCGUCGUCUGUGAGAGCGUCAAACUAGGGAGAAGGGGCGGGCCAGAGCGUUCGGAAAAUUAUCUGCAAAGCCCAGGUCCCGUAUGAUAUUCAAAAAAGAUGGCGCCGUCAGCAUCGCAUCCGCCGGGAGCUUGUCCACCGGGAUGUACCAAGCAUCCUGCUACUGCGACAGCCAUUUCCCCGAGUGGAGUGUGUCCCAUGCGUGCGUUCCAUCCCGCGGGGCCUCACUCACAUUUCUCAUGUUACGAUGAUCUCAGAAAUAGGCUGAGUCACGACAAAAAUGUUCGACCGGUCGCCUCUCAACAGCUAGACUAUUUGGAUGAAGUAAGCCCGUUUGCUCUGGCGUACUACCCUCCCCCGUUUUGGGGUGGAGUCGGUCUUAAUCCCAUCGACGAUAUGUUGUUCGAGACGGCCCUCACCGCAAACGAAAUGAUGGAGGACAUCACGUGGAGACCCAGAGUCGACGUGGAGUUCGACAGCAAAAAGAAGGAAAUGAUUAUUUUGGCUGACUUGCCAGGUCUUCAGAAAGAUGACGUAACCAUAGAAGUCGACAACGGAGCCAUCGUUAUCAAAGGAGAGAAGACCUCGAAAGAAGCGGAGAAAGUGGACGAUGGCAAAACAAAGAACAUUUUGACUGAGCGAGUGUCCGGUUAUUUUGCGCGCCGGUUCCAGCUCCCGAGUAAUUACAAGCCCGACGGAAUCAGUGCGGCAAUGGACAACGGCGUUCUACGUGUCACGAUCAAGGUCGAGGAUUCAGGGGGCGCAAAGCAACAAAUCAGCGUGAAGUAGAGGCAGCGAUGCCGUUCGUGGGGCAGGGGAACACGGAGGAACCUCAUGAAAAUGUAAAGGUGUGGGAGAACUGUUGACAGUGCAAGAUAAUAAAUAGUACGAGUAGGAUUGCAAAGAAGACCUCCCGUUUGCUGGCGCCAGCCGAGAAAACCUGGUUGAUGGGCAGCCUCAUGCGUGACGGUUUUUCUUUAGAGGACUUGUCCGUCGAGGUAGUGCGUAUCGCGUGUCUGCGGUUUAUCGUCGCAGCGCGUAUCCAGAAACCUAGCGUUCAACGGUUCAAGACCGUAAGCGAAUUAGAGUUGAAUAGGUGUGUUAUAACC
Molecule: messenger RNA, 1274 nt
Organism: Toxoplasma gondii ME49
Lineage: Eukaryota; Apicomplexa; Conoidasida; Eucoccidiorida; Sarcocystidae
Gene: BAG1
Product: bradyzoite antigen BAG1
Exons: 4
Coding region: 265-954 (229 amino acids)
Biological process (GO): protein folding; response to heat; response to salt stress
Source: RefSeq, a predicted model, not a curated record